AUGUUUUCUACCCUUAACAAACUUUUUCAUCCACCACAAUUCACAUUCUACCUUAAUAUUCACUUUUCGAUAAGAACUAAGAGAGAUAAGCCUUCUGAAGACAGACUAAAACAUAAAGCUUCUUUCUCGUCAAGGAAAUUAUUUCAUAAACAAAUUAAUGCUUUAUUUAAAGCUUGGAUAGAAAAAGCUAAUAAAAUUUGA
This is a messenger RNA of Clunio marinus, 201 nucleotides long. NCBI's taxonomy places the organism in Eukaryota, Metazoa, Arthropoda, Insecta, Diptera, Chironomidae. The record is from the annotation of a GenBank genome assembly.